CAGGCAGAGAGGGAGCUGGCGGUCUGGUGGCCUUGCAUAACACGCGUUGGAGCAGCCCUGAACGCAGGACUUGGUGUUAGCUUCAGCAGGGGGGAACUUCCUUCACCGCCAGCCCGUUGCAGGGGCUGCGUAGCCCCGAUACCGGAGAGGGAGGCAGAGCUGGAGCAGCUACAGCACAGGCUCAAGGAGAGGAGAGCGGCACAAAGGAGAGAUUCAGGAAGAGGAAUCCUAGGAAACACGUCUCCAACACACACACACACACACACACACACACACACUGAGAGGCAGGAAGAAUCCUUGGACAUGCUCUGCAAGCAGUGGCUGUGGAGAGACUGCUCUGCUGAUCUCCCCCCUUUGUUACAUCUGGUGGAUCUACCAGUCUGUAUGGUUAGAUGAACUGCACGGAGGUUUUCGCUGCUUUUGGAUGCAGUGACCUUGUCAAAGCCAGCAUUAGAGAUUCCUGCCGACUUCGUGGAAGAGGUGGAUCGGUCAGAGAUGAUUCCUCAUGAAGUCUAUGGAGCUCAUUUUGUGAGCUGGAGUGCCUCCAUCUUCUCUGGUCUGAGACCUGGAGCUGACUCCCAGUGAACACAAAGAGAGCCAGAGCUACUCAGCACACAGAGAGGCUCAUCGCUGCACAUAAACAAGACGGAUCCAGAUCUAAAAGAACUUUGAAUUGCAGCUGGGAAUAUUAAAACUACGCUGGCACAAUGAAAUCCAACCAGGAGCGGAGUAAUGGAUGCCUGCCUCCUAAGAAGCGAGAGAUCCUGGCUCUGGAGCAGAGGCCUGUGGUGGUGGCCACAGCAUCACCUCCAGCUGCAGUAGUUACUGACAGUCCCCACACAGAGAACCUAGCGUGGCUAGCUAGUGUAGCCAGUGAACGCUGCAAAUCCAGAGACGCAGAGAGUCCCAGGUGUCCCAUCUCCUCCACCUCCUCCUCCUCUCCUUCCACUUCUCUCCCCUCCUCGGUCACUCCUCUGUCUGCGGUGCCUCUGGCCUCUCUGCCUACAGUUUACCCCACGGCCCUCCCCCAGCAGGCCGGGACCAUCCAGUUUGCCCAGCUCGGACCGAAUGUUCAGUUCAUCAGCUCUGGGCCCUAUGCUGGCUACAUCUCCUCUCACAUCAUCUCCGCCAAUGCUGGCUCGGCACCCAACAGCUCCGCCAUGGGACAGCGCCCCCAGCUGGACGGUUACACCACCGCCCUCAUCUCCCCCAACACCAAAGGAGAGCAGCAGUUUCAGAUAGGCCUCUCCCCGACGGAGCUGACUCCUGUGUCGCUCCCCAGCUCUCCCCAAGUCACCAGCCAGUACAUUCACCUGGACAGCAGGACUCCUCUGGCCGUUAGCGGAAACGCCGUGACGUCACCCACAGCCCACCUCCAGCUCCACCCUCACACCGCCGUCCUCCCUCAGACGCUCACCCUCGCUCCCUCCCAGCUGGUGGUCCAGUAUGCAGAUGGUUCAGUUGCAAAGAAACCAGAAGGGCAUGCUAAGGGUAUGCUGAACGGAGAACUGGAGGUGAUUAAACAGACUAAAACUCACAGUCCUCAUGUCAACCAUCAGCAGGUGCAGAGCUACGAGGCCAGACAUAUCCUCCUGCCUGCAGACUACGGCCAGAACCCUGCAGGACUCCAGACCUCCUUGGUGCUGUUGGCCCAGCCCAACCAUGGAGCUGAACGUGAUACUGGCUCAAAUAAGAUCUCCUUUGUCCAGACUGAAAAAGGAGGCAUCUGUUUGGGAAAACCGGUGUCCAGGUCUUCGUCAUUUACCUCCCUCGCUCCCUCAGAUGUGGUUAAAUCUGUUGCUCCUCAUACAGUCAUUCAGACCACGCUACCCCACGAGGAGCUGCCAGCCAGUCUCUACUCCUCCACACAGCCACCCAUCAUUGGCUACAUCACCAGUGCAAACCAGCAUGCUGUCAGCUACCACGCAGCGCUGCCUCAGCACCUGGUCAUCCCGAGCGGCCAGUCCCUCCUCAUCCCAGUCAGCGGCACCAACAACGGCACAGAAACUGAGGUCAGUCGUGCCGUCGGCGCCCUGACAGCCACAACUACUCCCCAAAUAUCCACCGCCAUGCCGCACGCCUAUCUGGCCACAGCCCUGUCCAAGUGUGAGGCGCUCGGGCCAGAUGGAAAUCAACCACCCCCUGCUGUUGCACAGGCACCGGCUAUGCCAGUUCUGCCCUCAAACCCGGCUCCCGUAGUGGUGGCAGCUCCCUCCCCGACUCCUGCUCCUGUCCCCAGUCCCGCCCCUGUUUCCAUCCAAGCCUCACACUCCAUUUCAUCCUCCUCUUCCCCCGUGGCGCUUCCUCCCUUCUUCAUGCGAGGCUCGAUCAUCCAGCUGGCUGACGGGGAGCUGAAGCGUGUGGAGGACCUGAAGACGGAGGACUUCAUCCAGAGUGCUGAGAUCAGCAGCGAGCUGAAAAUUGACUCGAGCACUGUUGAGCGUAUUGACAGCGGACAGAGUCCUAAUGCUGUGGUCAUACAGUUUUCAGUGGGAGAGCUCAAAGCCCAGGUGUGUGUGGAGGUGCUGGUGGAGUAUCCCUUCUUUGUUUUCGGCCAGGGCUGGUCGUCCUGCUGCCCAGACAGGACCACCCAGCUGUUUGAGCUGUCGUGCGCUAAGCUGUGUGUGGGCGAUGUGUGCGUGUCGCUGACCCUCCGCGGCUUGAGGACCACUUCAGUAACAGACAGCCAGGCUAUGGGGACCAAGCUGAAGACUGGUCACCUCUCUGACUCCUGUCACAGUGUGGAUGCCUCAGUAAGGAACAGUACCACUCCAAACUCUGCAGGCAGAAACGGCGGCCUCCUCAUGAAGGCUUCCAGUGCAGACAGGCUGGAGAGGGAGCAGGUGACUGGACCAGGACCAGGAGCAGAGCUACCACCAGGAAUGGGAAUAGUUCCAGGACCAGGGGAGGUGAUCUACGGGGCUGGACCAGUGCUGACAGUCUCUGGGACUGGAGAACUGAGACAGGAAUCAGUGAAAACAGACAUGCCUGCUCUUACCAAAAUACAAUGUGGUGAUCCAGAGCGACCCACAUCCCGCAAGAGACGCUGGUCAGCUCCAGAACGAGACCAGACUGAGAGAGUGGAGGAGGAGCCUCCUCUGACUCUGCCCAAACCCUCCUUCAUCCCUCAGGAGGUUAAAAUCAGCAUAGAGGGCCACUCCAGUACUGGGAGUGAAAGGUGCUUGAACAAAAGAAUAGAUUGUUGAGAGAACUUUAAGGAACUUUGAUUACCUGUGGUUUGCUUUGUGUUUAUCCCCUCUCUUUCCUCUCUAUCCAGACUACUGUAAUAUAGGCCGAGUUUACACAGUAUUUACAUGUUUUUUCUUUUCUUUUACCCAAGUCUGAUAUCUAUGAUGAAGUACAGUAGAGCACCUUCACACACGAGAUCAGUGCAAUCAAUGCUGAAAGCAAAAAUGAAUGCAGCGUGAAUGUUGAGUAUGAAUGGCAGUCAGACAGACUGAGAGACAGCUGACUGGCGCGUCACAUAUCGUAAGCUGGAUCUCCUUUGUCACGUGGCUGAGACCUGUUGGAUGAAACCAAGUGACCAUUUUCUCUUAUCACAUGAACAAGCACAGACCCCGAUGUCAGCGUGUACAGAGUGGGUAACCAUAUCUUGACUCUCAUCCUGUUUGUUUACUUGGUGUGUAGUGACACUUAUGAGUGGUUGGAGUCAAAGAGAGACCUUUUGGUGUUUCAGUGCUCAAUCAUCAGCUGUGAUCUCUGCUGCCUUGUGUAUCUCAUGCUUUAGUAUUCUUUCUUUUUGGUUGAUUUUAAUGUAAUUUCAUACCAUUGCAGAUGUGUGCACUGCUGCAGGUGACCUUGUGCCACUUGUCUCUGUGUGUGUGUGUGUGUGUGUGUGUGUGUGUGUGUGUGUCUGUGUCUGUGUCUGUGUGUGUCUCUGUGUGUGUGUCAGACAGAGCAGAGAUUUAAGGUCUGAUUGUGUGGCUGUAGCUUCAGUACAACCUGCUAAUAUCAAGACUAAAAAGGCCUGAAUGUAAAUUACUGAAUUAGUCUAGUCUGCAACAAUAUUGAAUUUAGUACCUCUGCCUUUGAAAUGUGAGGGUGACAGCAGUUGCACGAAGGUGCAUUUCAAUGAUAAAGUUCCUCUGAUGUCAAAUUUACCUUGAUGAUUUAUAAGUCUCAUAAUUCUGCUAUGCUAUGUGCAGCAUUGUAAUUAUGUACUAAUAAGAAAAAUCAAGGUUUUUCUAUAUUAUACCUUCAGAUGAGUUUUUAUAUGGACUCAUACUACAAUAUAAACCCUAGUUGGCUAACUUAAUUUAGCUUCUGGCCACACGGGGGCAGUGCAGAAACUAAACACAACACUGACACAUUACCUUCUUAAUGUGAUAAUGCAGACUGAGAAAGCUAUUGAGUAAUUACACAUCCAGCAGAUACAGACCAUCUUUCAUUUGGAUACAUGUUUCAUUGGUCUGAAACAUUUAAGUCCAGUUUGUUACGCAUUGAUGAAAAAUACUACCUUCCCAUUCUACCUUUUUUGCUUUCUUUAGAGAAACUAUGGCCUUAGAUUAAUGCACCUAGUUCACAGCAGCACAUGGUUUUUAGGAUUUGAUGGUAUGCCUUUUUGAAGUCCAUACCUGUUAUAUCAGAGUACGGCUGUUUUAAUGAGAACAGCUUUGUUUCUCUUACAUCCGUGUACAUUUACAUCCUUUCUUUCUUAGAGUAGAGCCAAAAUAAAUAUCCUACAGUUCAUACUCAGGAACAGUGUGUAUCUGUAUGUUUGUGUGUGUGUGUGUGUGUGUGUGUGUGUGUGUGUGUGUGUGUGUGUGUUUGUGUGUGUGUUUUUUGAGCAGCAGCACUUUGAUGAAGCAUCCAGCAGGAGUGUGUUAGUAGUAGUGGUGGUGGUGGUGGUGGUGAUCCUGUUCAUCAGCUGUUAGAUAUAAUCAACUGACUGUUUUUCAUCUGUCCUACAGGUUUAUCAUUGAGAGAAAACAUUAUAUACCAGGGCAGGGAAUGUAAACACACAUCGGGCAAAACUAUCUCAACUUUAUUUUUGAUGACUGAUAGAGCUACUUUACAGAGAAAGAAAGAAAGAGCCAGCGAGAGUUGAUCAUGUACAGUAAAUUGUAUCCUAGAGUGUAUGUACAGUGUGUGUAUAGAUAUUCUAACCCUUAUGUAGCCUACGUAUGUACUGUAUGUGCCACAGCGCCUCCUUCUUCAAUCAUUCCAUGAACUCACCAAUAUCAAGUGGUCCUGCUAUUGUUUUUGUCAGUUUCAGGUAUUGAUCUAAUGUUCAUGAAUGUGCUACAGUUCUUUGGGAACAUCUUCAUACAUUUGGCCGCCUCAGAAUUUGACUUGCACACUGUAACAUGCAGUAUGUGUGAAUAUGAACUGCAGUUUAUCAUAAAAGCCAUUAUCCUUUUAUAACUCCUGAGAGGUGUUUAUUGUAAACCCAGUAACUAGACUGUUUUUCUUCUGUUUGUGUUUGACUGCUCAGGCUAAACACUGCCCAGUGACUGUUCUUCUCCAAAAUGAUGUGGUCUUAUAUUCUUCACUGUUACCAAGUAGAGGUACUGUUUCAUUAGUUUGUCUCUGUAGCGAUUUUCCUCCCUUGUGAGCCUGGCCUGUGUCUGUAUUUUUAUUUUUUAAGAAAUUGAUAUUUUUUAAAUACAGACCUGAAAUGACAGCAUAACACAGACACAUCUGUGAAAUGUAAGACUGAUGCUUAAAAUAGUAAUUUCACAUUUUGGGGAAAUACUGUUAUUAGUUGUCUUGCUUUGAGUUGGGUAAGAUGAUUAAUACGACUCUUUGUACAAUAAAUAAGAGGCUACAACCAGCAGCCAGUUAGCUUAGCUUAGCACAAAGAAUGGAAACAAGGGGAAACAGCUAGCGUGGCUCCGUCCAAAGGUAACAACAUCUACAAACUCACUAAUUAACACGUAAUCCGAGGAGUAAAAACAUCACAUUGUGGUUUUACAGAUGGGUUGUGUGUCAGACUAUUUCUUGGCUGGACGCAAAAACUUCUGAAGUUUGUCAGGCAACUAGACUUCAGGAAAUAGUCUAGCACAUUCCAACCUAUGAAAGCCACAAGGAAUUGUCAUUACAUCUCAGCCUUUGAACAGAUUAAACAAACAUACGCUAACAUGUAACCAGGCGGUUUCCCCAUUAUUCAGCGUUUGGCCAGUGGCCCUGCGUGUUUAACCACAAUCGCUCAAAAAGUAGAAAGAGUAAAAGAUUGUGUGUAGGUUGCUGAGGAAACAAACCAAACCAAGACAGGACUUUCAACUAGGAUACAGCUGUUUGUGUCCCAUGUGAAACCAUAAAUCACCU
Molecule: messenger RNA, 6288 nt
Organism: Centropristis striata (black sea bass)
Lineage: Eukaryota; Metazoa; Chordata; Actinopteri; Perciformes; Serranidae
Product: ataxin-1-like
Exons: 4
Coding region: 708-3206 (832 amino acids)
Biological process (GO): nervous system development; negative regulation of transcription by RNA polymerase II
Cellular component (GO): nucleus
Molecular function (GO): protein binding; RNA binding
Source: RefSeq, a predicted model, not a curated record